Molecule: messenger RNA, 1403 nt
Organism: Penicillium brasilianum
Lineage: Eukaryota; Fungi; Ascomycota; Eurotiomycetes; Eurotiales; Aspergillaceae
Source: the annotation of a GenBank genome assembly
CCCGGACCGAGGUCGAGGGAGUAAAUCAGGACCCAUUUCGGUCGGUCAGACCGGGUAGUUAUCAUUGAGCCUGGCUGGACAAUUGGCAGGAGUCACUCAUCCUCGCGUUGCGCGGUGUGCGCCUGUCGUCAAUGCCGUCUCGUCGCAGUCAUACAAAGUCCCGAAAGGGAUGCUCAGAGUGCAAAAGAAGACAUGUUAAGUGCGAUGAGGGGACUCCCAAGUGCACGCUGUGCAAGAAACGCAAAUUGGAGUGCAUCUAUCCGCCCCCACAGAGUGAUCUCGAUAGCUCUCAUGGCUCGCCAUCCGUUCAAGAUGGCUCCGAGAGUGGCACUCGAACGCCGGGAGGUGAUCAAUCAAUGCAAACGCGAAUGCUAGAAAUGAGGCUCUUUCACCAAUACCUAACAUCGACAUGCCGCACGCUCUCCCAGCAUGGACUCUCUGCACAUCACCUGUCCAUCGUCAUACCCCGGAUGGCUACCUCCUUUCCCUAUUUGUUAGACAGUAUUUUUGCUCUAUCUGCUUUGCACUUGGCCACUGUCGAAGAAGAUAAUCGCAUCACAUGGCUGGAUGCCGCUGUACGGUAUCAGAGCCAGGCAUGCUCUGGGAUGGCUAAAAUUCUGCCGGGUAUCACCCCUGAACAUUACGAACCGGCAUUCGUGUUCUCGGUGCUGAUUUUCUUAUUCGCGACUGGAUUUCCUGGAAUUUCAACCGAAAGGAACCAAAACCAUGAUCCCAUCUCUGAGGUACUCGAAGGGCGACGACUUAUAGCAGGGGCCGCCAUGCUCUUCGAGCGUUUCAAUGAAGUGGGUGUCGAUGCAAAGCUGAGUGGCUGGCUUUGUAAUUCGGACACGGAAGAAAGCCUCGAGAAUAAUGAAAAGAACAGUGAUGGCCCCUCAGAUGAUGACGUCAAGAGACUAUUUGAUUUGCACAAAAGCAUUAUGGAGUCACUCGAGAAACUACAAACCACGAUUGAGGCGGACAAAUCCCCCCAAAAAGAGCUCUACCAGGCGACAUGGACACUCCUACACAACUCCAUAGAACCUUGGCCCAAGAUCGGGCCACAGGGAGGGCCGAUCGCAUGGCCCCUCUUCAUUCCUGAGGCAUACAUUUCACUACUAGAGAGCGGCGACUGGAUCGCCCGUAUACUAUUUCUACAUCAUGCCGUUGCACUACGAUUGAUGUGUAAUCGAUGGUACGUUCGUGACCGGGGGCGCAGGUUAGCUCUGGCGACAUUGGAGUCACUCGGAGAUAUCCCUGCCGAAUGGGCGGACAUCAUCUCUUGGGUUAAAAGCAGCGUUGGAAUUUAAUACAUCAGUCGUCGCGUGGUAGGCUCAAAAAAACGAUAAAUUAUCAUUAGAAAUCACCUCUACAUCGCAACACAUACCUAUACAUGAUAUGCACCG